AUGGCAAGCACCGCAAAGUUGGAUAUGUCGCAAUCGCGCGUUGCUUCGGCUCCUGCGCCGCCCGUGAAAAAGGUUCAUUAUCCGUUCUGGUUCGGAGGCUCGGCCUCGUGCUUUGCGGCCGCCGUCACACACCCGUUGGAUCUUGUGAAGGUCCGCCUACAAACACGUGGUCCUGGUGCUCCCUCGACUAUGGUGGGCACCUUCGGCCGUGUCUUCAAGAAUGAUGGAUUUCUGGGUUUAUAUAGUGGGCUAUCGGCAGCCCUCUUGCGACAGAUCACGUAUUCCACCACCCGGUUCGGCAUCUACGAGGAGCUUAAAUCGCGCAUCUCGACUCCCGACUCGCCUCCCGGUCUCCUCACCCUGAUCGGAAUGGCCUCUGCCUCCGGCUUCCUCGGCGGAAUCGCUGGAAACCCGGCCGACGUGCUGAACGUGCGCAUGCAGUCCGACGCCGCGCUUCCCCCAGCGCAGCGACGAAACUACCGCCAUGCCUUCCACGGUCUGGUGCAGAUGAGUCGCACUGAAGGGCCCGCGAGUCUCUUCCGCGGCGUGUGGCCCAACUCGACGCGAGCCGUCCUGAUGACCGCCUCGCAAUUGGCCUCCUACGACACCUUCAAACGCCUCUGCAUCCAGAAACUCGGCAUGUCCGAUAACCUGGGCACUCACUUCACGGCCUCCUUCAUGGCCGGCUUUGUCGCCACCACCGUCUGCAGUCCCGUGGACGUCAUCAAGACUCGCGUCAUGAGUGCCUCGCCCGCCGAGAGCCGCGGCCACAACAUCCUGGGGCUUCUCCGGGAUAUCUCCCGCAAGGAAGGAUUCGGCUGGGCCUUCCGUGGCUGGGUGCCCAGCUUCAUCCGUCUGGGCCCUCAUACCAUCGCCACAUUCAUCUUCUUGGAAGAGCACAAGAAGCUGUAUCGCCUGAUCAAGGGCAUCCCCGAGGACAAGCAAAAAGCAUAG
Molecule: messenger RNA, 954 nt
Organism: Aspergillus steynii IBT 23096
Lineage: Eukaryota; Fungi; Ascomycota; Eurotiomycetes; Eurotiales; Aspergillaceae
Product: putative mitochondrial dicarboxylate carrier
Exons: 4
Coding region: 1-954 (317 amino acids)
Biological process (GO): mitochondrial transport; oxaloacetate transport; malate transmembrane transport
Cellular component (GO): mitochondrial membrane
Molecular function (GO): thiosulfate transmembrane transporter activity; antiporter activity; malate transmembrane transporter activity
Source: RefSeq, a predicted model, not a curated record